UAGGAGGUAGCUGUUUUUACCUGCAUCAAAUCGGAAAGGUAGAAGAAAUAAUUUUUAGUUAUAACAGUGAUGGAAGAAGUUCAAUUACCAAUGGAAAAAGCAUGCGAGCCUGCUGAAAAUGCUCGUCAACCUCAGAUGCAUUCCGAAAAAGAAAAGGGUAAAAAGAAUACUGUAACAUUUGAAAACGAUUUGGAUAACAGUAAAAGUCGAAACGAUAAUAACAGAGGGUACAAGGAAGUUCUAAGUCAGCCACCAGAUAAUAUUACUCAGCUACAAAAGCUGCAAUGGCUACAAAAACGUCGUUCCUCUGGUCUUUGGGCGCAAUGCGACACUUGUGACAAAUGGCGGUAUCUACCUCACAUUCUCGAUAGCUACGAGCUUCCGAAGAAGUGGUAUUGUAAAAUGAACCCAGAUACAAAAAUGGCAGAUUGUUCAAUCCCCGAGAUCCCCAUACACUUGCACGAUGAAGAAGACCUCAUACACAGUGAAUACGCGGCCGGUUCGCUGGUGCUAGCGCGGCUGCCCGGCUGGCCCUGGUGGCCCGCUAUGGUCGACGAUUGUCCCGAUACUGAACAAUAUUAUUGGCUAGACGGAUUUUCUGAUAUACCAACACAUUACAAUGUUGUGUUUUUCGAUACUGAGGCAACAAGAGCGUGGUUAGCUCCAAACCAACUCAAACCCUAUGGACCAAACAAAAAUAUUAUAAAAACAUCUCUGAAAAAAAUUGCCUACAAAAAACGUUUGGAAGUGUCUAUAGCGCAAUGCAAAGAUGCUGAACAAUUAUCGCUCACGGAACGUUUACAGAAAUACAGCUUUAUAAACCGCUAUAAAGGUCCAAUUGUUAGUCCCAAAAAAAUAAAUAAAAAGGAUGCCCAAAAGUACCGACGACAUCUGAAAAGAAAAUAUGAUGUAGAUUUACCACAAGAUUUUUUCGAAUCGGACGAAGAUACUCAUAAUGAAAAUAAAGAAGAAAUGAUAAAAGAAAACGUCAUUAUCGUUGGAUCAAAGAAAACGAUCGACGCAAGUAAGAAUGACGACACUUCUUUUAUUGAUGUACAGGCAGAUAAGAUUAAUAAAGAUGCCUCGUUAAUUGUUCAAGUUGGUACUGAUAAAGAUGACCAAACUAAGGAAAUGACUACCGAAAAUCAACUUCAAAACAAAAAUUUGACUACUUCACUUCACUUCGAGAACGGGAACGAGAACUUCAGGAGUGAAGUAGAUACUACGUAUACUGAAAAUAAUUCUAAUUCACCGCACAGUGAUGAUUUUGAUUUUUAAAGAUAUUUAGCGCCUUUCUUUUUUGUUACUUUUUCUUGCAACUCUUGUCUGUAAAAAAAAUAUUUAUUUUUUCCAUUUAUUUUUGUACGAUACAACGUGUACAUUCAACGUACCUACCCUUAAAAAUAUUUCUUUUAUUAUUAAUAUAAUAAAAUGAUGUUUUUCAUUAGAAAGUAAAGUAAGAAAGGACCCUACUUUGAUUUCUGUAACUAGGUAUUUAAUAUGAUACUAAACUGUUGUACUUACCUACUAGAAUAUAAUGUUUAUGAGUAAGAA
This is a messenger RNA of Colias croceus (clouded yellow), 1554 nucleotides long. Its product is annotated as zinc finger CW-type PWWP domain protein 1-like. The transcript has 6 exons. The record is from RefSeq and is a predicted model, not a curated record. Gene Ontology annotation, cellular component: nucleus. Gene Ontology annotation, molecular function: zinc ion binding. The coding region runs from base 70 to 1278 and encodes 402 amino acids. Lineage: Eukaryota; Metazoa; Arthropoda; Insecta; Lepidoptera; Pieridae.